AUGGAGGAACAAAUGGUCAUUGAUCAGACAUCUGCGCCAACAACCACAAGUACAACCCCGGUUGUUCACCACCACCAGCCAACGCCUCUAACGCUUACACAGAACUUCCAAGCAAUCACGAGUAACCAGCAGGUGGUUUUAGAUUGGAGAUAUGAGAUGAGACGCCAAAUGCAGGAAAUUCUCCCUGGGCUCUUUCUGGGCCCAUACUCGUGCUCAAAGAACUUGGAACUUUUAAAAGAAAAAAAAAUUACACAUAUCGUAUUCAUACGUGACCCCUCAGAAAAGCAAAUUCUACGCCCCCGUUUCCCCGAGCACUUUAAAUAUUUUGAAAUCGAAGUGUCGGAUCAUCCGAAUGAACGGUUAAUCCCACAUUUUCCACAGGCAAAAGCAUUCAUUGACGAUGCACUCUUACAUGACGGAAAAGUAUUCGUUCACUGUAAUGGAGGGAUCUCGAGAAGUCCGGCUUUUGUGGUGGCGUAUGUCAUGGAGACUACCAAGAUGGAUUAUCAACACGCAUAUGGAUUCGUUCAAAAUCGAAGAUUUUGUAUGAAUCCUAAUGAAGGGUUCAAAGUGCAAUUAAAGGAAUAUGAACCUAUUUACUCAGCACGAAAUUCGGUUAAGGAACAUCCAUACACUCAAACUGAAAUUCAGAGACCAGCUUUACGAAGACCUGCAGAAUUCGAUGAUGAACCAAAUGAAUUCGAGAUCGCCAGGAGAGCGCCAUCUUUUCAUGAAGAAUCCACGGUACAAAGGUGA
Ambispora leptoticha is the source of this 756-nucleotide messenger RNA. Lineage: Eukaryota; Fungi; Glomeromycota; Glomeromycetes; Archaeosporales; Ambisporaceae. The record is from the annotation of a GenBank genome assembly.